AUGUCUAAGCAGCCAACAGCUUUGGAACGUCUGGCGAUGAAGUGGGAGGCACGCCGGGCUGCUCGAGCGGAGGGUAGUGUUGUACCUCCUAAACCGGAGCGUAGAGGAGUACCAUUGGAGAAUCCACGCUCAACGAAAAAGGCUGGUGAAGAUUCCUCGAGCGACAUAAGCCAAGGAAAGCGGGCAAACACAAGCGGAAGUAGGUUUAAGCCGAAUACGCAUAUGCUGAGUGCCUUGGUGAAGGGGCAGAUUAGGACGAAUGAGCGGAUGGAUAGGGAACAGACUGAGAAUGCUCAAGAGAGGUUGGAUACUAUGGACGGUGGGAGAUCCUUCACGAAGGUGCGGAUCAUGACCAGCUACCUCACUGAGCACGGUUCAACAGGCAUUGCCGCUGGCCAGGAAGCGUAUUAUGAUGAUGAUGCCUCUGCACAAGAACAGUGGGAUGAGUGGGAAAAGCAAAAACGCUUUAAGUUUGGUUCCUAA
This is a messenger RNA of Perkinsus marinus ATCC 50983, 483 nucleotides long. RefSeq lists its product as hypothetical. Lineage: Eukaryota; Perkinsozoa; Perkinsida; Perkinsidae. The transcript has 4 exons. The record is from RefSeq and is a predicted model, not a curated record. The coding region runs from base 1 to 483 and encodes 160 amino acids.